Pipistrellus kuhlii (Kuhl's pipistrelle) is the source of this 2714-nucleotide messenger RNA. RefSeq names its product guanylate cyclase 1 soluble subunit alpha 1 (gene GUCY1A1). The record is from RefSeq and is a predicted model, not a curated record. The transcript has 10 exons. Gene Ontology annotation, molecular function: guanylate cyclase activity; heme binding. The coding region runs from base 438 to 2522 and encodes 694 amino acids. Gene Ontology annotation, biological process: response to oxygen levels; cGMP biosynthetic process. NCBI's taxonomy places the organism in Eukaryota, Metazoa, Chordata, Mammalia, Chiroptera, Vespertilionidae. Gene Ontology annotation, cellular component: guanylate cyclase complex, soluble.
GGGAUGGCCAUUGGGUAGCUGCAGGGUCCAGGAGUCAGUUCCCCAGCCCUAGUCUGGUUGUAGUGGGUGGGACUUCAGAGGUGGUUUUCCACAAGCAGUUGUCUAUGCUGAUCUCCUACAUGAUCCCGAGCUAGACUGGAGGCCAGGAGCAGGCAGCAGCCUGGGAGCCGCCCCCAGCGACCUCCACCUGCGCGCAGAGGGAGCAUCGCCCGCCCGCAGCACAGCCCAAGGACCCCGAGUGACCUCGCCAUGCGCGGGCUGGCCAGGCGCGCCCCGGAGCAGCGGGCGAUCCAUCCGGAAACGCAGCCCCGAGCUCCGCGAGGCCACCGAACACUCCCAUCGCCAGUGUCCUUGAUCUGAUCGUGGCUUCCAUUUGUCCACACAAGAAGAGCAGCUCGCCAGGACGAGAUCCACAGCAGGGUGACGCCACGGACACCAUGUUCUGUACGAAGCUGAAGGAUCUCAAGAUCACAGGGGAGUGUCCUUUCUCCUUACUGGCCCCAGGGCAGGUUCCUAAAGAGCCAGCAGCAGAGGAGGUGGCGGGGAGUGCAGAGAGCUGCCCAGCCUCCCUGCCAGGAGUGGACGUCUGUCAGGAUGCCCCCGAGAAGAAAGUGCAAGGAACUCACCCUCAAAGAAAGACCAGUCGGAGCCGAGUCUACCUUCACACUUUGGCAGAGAGCAUUUGCAAACUGAUUUUCCCCGAGUUUGAGCGGCUGAACUUUGCACUUCAGAGGACACUGGCAAAACAUAAAAUCAAAGAAAGCAGAAAAACUGUGGAAAGAGAAGACUUUGAAAAAAUAAUUGCAGAUGAAGCACUUGCCGCAGGAGUUCCAGAGGAGAGCAUCAAAGCAUCUCUGGGUGAAGAGAUUUUUAAAAUAUGUUAUGAGGAAGAUGAACACAUCCUGGGUGUGGUGGGAGGAACCCUCAAAGAUUUUUUAAAUAGCUUCAGCACCCUUCUGAAGCAGAGCAGCCACUGCCAAGAAGCAGAGAAGAAAGGCAGGCGGGAGGCUGCCUCCAUUCUCUGUCUGGAUAAGGACCACGAAGUCUUAAACGUUUACUAUUUCUUUCCUAAGAAGAUCACAUCCCUGAUUCUUCCAGGCAUCAUUAAGGCAGCUGCUCACAUCCUGUAUGAAACCGAAGUGGAAGUGUCAUUAAUGCCUUCCUGCUUCCAUAAUGAUGGCAGCGAGUUUGUCAAUCAGCCCUAUUUGUUAUACUCCGUUCACGUUACAAGCACCAAGCCAUCCCUGUCCCCAGGCAAGCCCCAGUCCUCCCUGGUCAUUCCUGCUUCUCUCUUCUGUAAGACAUUCCCAUUCCAUUUCAUGUUUGACAAAGACAUGACAAUUCUGCAAUUUGGCAAUGGCAUCAGGAGGCUGAUGAACAGGCGGGACUUUCAAGGAAAGCCGAAUUUUGAAGAGUACUUUGAUAUUCUCACUCCAAAGGUCAACCAGACGUUUAGCGGAAUCAUGACUAUGUUGAAUUUGCAAUUUGUGGUCCGAGUGAGGAGAUGGGACAACUCUGUGAAUAAAUCUUCAAGGGUUAUGGACCUCAAAGGCCAAAUGAUCUACAUCAUUGAAUCCAAUGCGAUCUUGUUCUUGGGGUCACCCUGUGUGGACAGAUUAGAAGAUUUUACAGGGCGAGGGCUCUACCUCUCAGACAUCCCAAUUCACAAUGCACUGAGGGAUGUGGUCUUGAUAGGGGAACAGGCCAGAGCUCAGGACGGCCUGAAGAAGAGGCUGGGGAAGCUGAAGGCCACGCUGGAGCAAGCCCACCAAGCCCUGGAGGAGGAGAAGAAGAAGACGGUCGAUCUUCUGUGCUCUAUAUUUCCCUCCGAGGUGGCGCAGCAGCUGUGGCAAGGGCAGGUCGUGCAAGCCAAGAAGUUCAGUAAUGUCACCAUGCUCUUCUCGGACAUUGUUGGGUUCACGGCCAUCUGCUCCCAGUGCUCGCCGCUGCAGGUCAUCACCAUGCUCAACGCGCUCUACACCCGUUUUGACCAGCAGUGCGGAGAGCUGGAUGUCUACAAGGUGGAGACCAUUGGUGAUGCAUAUUGUGUGGCUGGGGGAUUACACAAAGAAAGUGAUACCCAUGCUGUUCAGAUAGCACUGAUGGCCCUCAAGAUGAUGGAGCUCUCUGAUGAAGUCAUGUCUCCCCAUGGAGAACCUAUCAAGAUGCGAAUUGGACUGCAUUCUGGAUCGGUUUUUGCUGGAGUUGUUGGAGUUAAGAUGCCCCGUUACUGUCUUUUUGGAAACAAUGUCACCUUGGCUAACAAAUUUGAGUCCUGCAGUGUACCAAGGAAAAUCAAUGUCAGCCCAACCACAUACAGAUUACUCAAGGACUGUCCAGGUUUUGUGUUUACCCCUCGAUCAAGGGAGGAACUUCCACCAAACUUCCCCAAUGAAAUUCCUGGAAUCUGUCAUUUUCUGGAAGCUUAUCAACAAGGAACAAAUUCAAAACCCUGGUUCCAAAAGAAAAAUGUUGAAGAUGGUAAUGCCAAUUUUUUAGGCAAAGCAUCGGGAGUAGAUUAGCAAAAUAUGUCCCUGCUUAUCAGUCUUUGGGGUUUGAUUCCUUCAAACAUGUAUGGAAUCUCUGAGAGCACUUUAGGAAACAGAUGGAUAAAAGCAGUAUUACCAUUUCAGGAGCUCACGAUCUACUUAUUCUCUUCCACUUAACAUGAGAAAAAUGUAUUCACUUCAAUACUUCAGCUCCUCAGUGAAAAU